Molecule: messenger RNA, 1089 nt
Organism: Musca domestica (house fly)
Lineage: Eukaryota; Metazoa; Arthropoda; Insecta; Diptera; Muscidae
Product: SRR1-like protein
Exons: 2
Coding region: 142-996 (284 amino acids)
Biological process (GO): microtubule-based process
Cellular component (GO): nucleus; cytoplasm
Source: RefSeq, a predicted model, not a curated record
CGUCGUAUUUUACCAAAAAAAAGAAAAACAAACGAGUUUAGUAUUAUAUGAAAAAAUAUUAAUUUUAUUCAUAUAUUUUGUAUUAAAACUUUCCUCGGGAAAGUCAAAUACUACCUCAGAAAGAAGUAGACCACCUUAACUAUGAGUGAGGAGUUUCGUACGGUGACACGCAAGAAAUGGAUUGCCCACAAAAGUAUAAACAAAAGGACCCGUAGAUUGUCGGACAAAGGAUAUGAGAAAGAUUUCCCCGAGGUUGAUGUGGACAAGUUUAUGGUGAAACUAGAUGCCUUGCGGGAACGCAUGGAAGACAGUGACUAUUUUACCCAGGCCAUGGUGACACUUAAAGAAUCUUUUGCGAAAAUCAAUUCGAAGGUGGAAGAAAAUAGCCCUGCAGUCACACCCAAAAGAUUAGUGUGUUUAGGCAUUGGACCCUUUACCCGGAACUUUCAAGCCCUCCACCAACUGGCAUUUAUUUUGUGCACCCAAAGUCAUUUCGAAAUACAAGAGGCAAUAUACUUUGAUCCUGUAUUUCGCCAGAGUGAAAAGGAAAUACUGCAAAAGCUAAAAUGUCUGGUAAUGACAGAGAACUGUGAAGGCAAAUAUGAAGCUGAUGUCUAUACGUUAUUUUACUUGCCCCAUUGCCCCAACUGUUUGACCAACAAUCUACUGUGGAGCAAUUGGCAACCUGAUUUAUUAUCGAAUGUAAUAUUAAUAAAUAAUAGUUUCGAGAGUUUAUCGUGCUCAAAACCAGAACGUUUAUUGCGUUUGGAUGCUGCCUACAUACUCGAUAUAAUGCCAUAUGGCGAAGAAUUGCCAUUGGACGAUGAUUAUGAAGUACAAAAUAUAUUUAACGAUUUGUCGGUGCAUAUAUUUCCACGUGGUAAGCUAAAAUUGGAUGACGCCGCGUUUUGGACGAAAAAGGAGGCACCAAAGUACAAUGAUAAUGAUGGGGAAAUGAUUUCUGCCGAAGAUUUUGCUAAAUUAAGUAUAGCGUAAGGAUGCAUAGGCAAUGUAGGAGUAAGAAGACAAAAAUUACAAGUUUUGCUAUAUAUUUUUCUUGUUUUUUUAAUAAAAAUAUUUUUAAUGUAU